UGAAUACAUGUGUUCUUGAGUAGGCCACUAGUUAUAAUCCACGUGGCAAUAGCUUUAUCACAAAAACCUCAUAGCUACAAAAUACAAAAACCAAGAAGACGAGAAAGAUCUUUAGAACAGAGAAGAAGAGCUUAGAACAAAUCAAAGAGACCAAAACAAAAACAAUGUCUUUCGCCGCCGUAGCUUCUACACGACAAAGCUUUUUAUCGAACUCUUUCAGUUUCCGACACAGCUUUAAACCCAAAUCCAAUGUUAACCUCACUCGUCCUAAUUCAAUCUGUUGUAAAUCUUCACACCACGACGACGAAACUGAUUCUUCCCGGAAAAAUGAGAAUCAGCUGGCGAAAUUGGCAAUCGCGACGCUAGCUGUUGGCGUUUUGGCUUUCGGAAGCGUUGGAGAUGCCUUUGCGGCCAAAAGCGGUGGUAGAAUCGGUGGUCAAGCGUUUCGCUCUUCAGCUCCUCGCCCUCCUCCUAGAAUUAACAACCGCUCGAGGACCAACAUCUACGUGAAUCCUCCGGUUGCACCACCUUUGAUCGGUGGGUAUGGAUAUGGUUACGGCGGUUACGGAUUGUCACCAUUUUCCUUUUUUGCCCCUGGUCCUGCGGUGGCAGUUGGUGUUGGCGGUGGUUUCGACCUCCUACUUCUCUUCAUGUUUUUUGGAGCCGCUUCAGCCGUUGCUAGAAACUUUUUCCGAUCAAGAAAUGAUGAAGAUGACGAAGAUGACUAUUAGGAAAAAAGUAAAAUAAAGAGGCUUAUGUAAUAUGCUUAAAUAACAAUAGUCAUACAUACGAUUUUGUGUAAAAAAAUUACGAUGGAAGAAGACGGAUAUGUGAAAUCUUGAAAUAGGUAACUAAAACCAAUCUUAAAAUAAAUGGAGUCGAUUUGAAAACA
This is a messenger RNA of Arabidopsis lyrata subsp. lyrata, 892 nucleotides long. RefSeq lists its product as uncharacterized. The transcript has 3 exons. Lineage: Eukaryota; Viridiplantae; Streptophyta; Magnoliopsida; Brassicales; Brassicaceae. The record is from RefSeq and is a predicted model, not a curated record. The coding region runs from base 165 to 731 and encodes 188 amino acids.